Messenger RNA from Hemicordylus capensis (graceful crag lizard), 5180 nucleotides. RefSeq names its product RAB38, member RAS oncogene family (gene RAB38). Gene Ontology annotation, biological process: endosome to lysosome transport; phagosome-lysosome fusion. The record is from RefSeq and is a predicted model, not a curated record. Lineage: Eukaryota; Metazoa; Chordata; Lepidosauria; Squamata; Cordylidae. Gene Ontology annotation, cellular component: lysosome; late endosome; trans-Golgi network. The transcript has 4 exons. The coding region runs from base 268 to 1038 and encodes 256 amino acids. Gene Ontology annotation, molecular function: GTPase activity; GTP binding.
CGCACGAGUAAUUGAGUCUGGCAGCCAGCGUUUGCCUUCCCGUCCUAGCGGAGUUUCCUGCAAGCCUCGCACGGGCCGCGAAGUUUCUGCCGCGGGGCUGGGAAGAGGUUUCCUCUGGUUCUCCUCCUCUCGCACUCCAGGGAGGCCCGGCCCUCCGCCUCCGCCUCGCUCGCUUCCGUUCCCUCCCUCGAGCCUGGCAGGCGGCGUUCCCUCCGAGCAUGCGAUCAGAGCGCAGGGAGGCGGCCAGGCUGCUGCGGAGCGCCGAAGAUGCAGAAGAGGCCGGCGGCGGCCGGGCAGAAGGAGCGCCUCUACAAGCUGCUGGUGAUCGGCGACCUGGGCGUGGGCAAGACCAGCAUCAUCAAGCGCUACGUCCACCAGAACUUCUCCCCGCACUACCGGGCCACCAUCGGCGUGGACUUUGCCCUCAAGGUGCUCAGCUGGGACCCUGAAACCGUGGUGCGACUCCAGCUCUGGGACAUCGCCGAUGGCAGCUGUAAUGAAUGGAUGAGUUCAUUUCCCGCGCCUGCCAGCUUCGCUGUCAGAAACACAGGCCUUCGGGAGCCCAGAGAUAAUAUUCAAGGGUUUAAAAAGCUGUUAAGAAAAUGUCAGGAAAGGUUUGGGAACAUGACCCGGGUCUAUUACCGAGAAGCGAUGGGAGCAUUUAUUGUCUUCGACGUCACAAGGCCGGCCACUUUUGAAGCAGUAACCAAGUGGAAAGAGGAUUUGGACACUAAGCUGACUCUCCCCAAUGGCAAACCUGUGCCGACCGUCCUCUUGGCAAACAAAUGCGAUCAGGGUAAAGAGGUCCUUGUGAACAACGGUUUCAAGAUGGAGCAGUUCUGCCAAGAAAACGGCUUUGUGGGAUGGUUUGAAACGUCGGCUAAGGAAAACAUAAACAUUGAUGAAGCGUCCAGGUGCCUAGUGAAGCACAUCAUUGCAAGCGAGAGCGACCCAGUGCCGGACAUUGAAGUGGAUGUCAUCAAACCACACUUGAAUUCCUCCAAGAUGUUCAGCUGUUCAGCUUGCUUUAAACCCUAAGUAAUGUCUAAGCUGCUGGCGGAAACUGAAACUGAGACCAUCACUUGGAAAGAAAAGUUUCUCUGGUGCACAAAGCCAGCUUUUGCUGCUCCUGAGCAUGAACCAAGAUCAGAAACUUUGCAUCCCCCCCCCCCAAACCAGAUGAUUAAAUAAUAUUUCAAAGUUCCUUUCUUUUUAUUCUGUGGAUAAGCUGCAGAGAGUCUCAUCUGGGUAUUUGGUACUAAGUGUUAGGGCUGUUGUCAUUAAUUGCCAUUGUUCAGCCAAGGUUCUCUCGGUACUACUUAUGACUAUUUACAUACCACUUUUCAACAAAAGUUCUCAAAGUGGUUUACACAGAAAGAUAAAUAAAUAAAUAAAUAAAGAUGGGUCCCUGCCUCCAAAUAAGCUCGCAGUCUUCAAACACACACACACACACACACACACACACACACACCCCAAGUAGUCAUUAUCAGCAGUCACUGGAGGGAUGUUGUGUUGGGGUUGCAGAAGGACAGUUGCUCUCCUCUAAUAAUCAUAAGAAAGUGCCACUUUGCUCAGUUAGCAGUUAGGAAGGCUAAGAUGCCAUUUCAAAUACGAAUAUACAAAACGUGUAUCGUAUUGGGGGAAUCACCUCUUGAGAAAAAUAUUAACAUUUGGUUUCUUUGGGUGUCCUGCUGAUGCUUCUUACUUCUUCCAGGUGGCGAUAAAAAGCCCUUUGAACAAAGCUUAUCCACAAGUUGAGAGUGAGCACUUAGCCCCCACACACUCCCUCCACAGGCUUAUACCUUCUUCCCCAGUGUGAGCUCACAGGCUGGUCAGAUGGCCAGAAGGGACCUUGCACGGUUUCUGCAGCGCCACCUGCUGGAUAGCUCUCACAUUCUGUUAAUUCACCCACCACGUUUCAAUACAUUUCUGACAAGUUGGGGAAAGGGUGGGAUAAGCACAGUAAGCAAGAGCUGGCCAGUAGGGGCCCUACAGAAAUAUUGUGAGGUCCCUACUGGCCAUCUGACCAGCCUGUGAGCUCGCAUUGGGAAAGAAGGCCGCACUGCAGAAAUCACGCCGGCCCAUGACCGCAUGCUGGGGAAGAAGAUGCAAGUCUUCAGGAAUAUGUGGAGUCUUGAGUGCCCUCAACUUGUGGGUGAGCUCUUCCCAAAGUACUGCUUACUAUGAUCUGGAAGAUUCCUUAGUUACAAGAAUGUCUGUAGAAAGGAAAGAAUCUUUGGAUAUUCUGGGCAAUUGUAGGGGGAUAUUUGAUGAAGUUACUUGCAAUAUUUUUUAGGGGAGGAAUGGAAUAUAAUUUUGCACUGCAGCAGAGUGACACAAACCCUAGAUUCUGGUGGUGUUGUGUCUUGGUUAGAUAACUCACUUGGGAAUAAGGCAGUUCUACCUUAGCAGUACACGGAUGGGAGGAGAGCUGGUCUUGUAGUGAGCAUGAAUUGUUCCCUUUGCGAAGCAGGGUCCGCUCUGGUUGCAUUUGAAUGGGAGACUACAUGUGAGCACACUGUAAGCUAUUCCCCUUAGGAGAUGGGGCCACUCUGGGAAGAGCACCUGCAUGCUUACAUGUAGAAGGUUCCCAGUUCUCUCCCUGGCAUCUCCAAGAUAGGGCUGGGAGAGACUCCUGCUUGCAACCUUGAAGAAGCCGCUGCCAGUCUGUGUAGACAAUACUGAGCAUGGUCUGAGUCAGUAUAAGGCAGCUUCCUAUGUUCCUAAGGAUGUUCCCUUCUAUAUAUUUCAGUGUCCCAUGGGUUGACUCUGCCUCUCUUCUGGUUAACUUGCAGAAUGGCUAACAGUCUUAAAGUUAGCUUGUGCUCAAUAUGUCUCAGUGUCCUGUGUGGGUACAGGUGGAACUUGAAGGGCUCCCAGAGGGGACCCGGAGCUCUUCUGCCUCCCUGUGCUGAGGCCACACUAUUUGCUCCCAUCUGAAGAUCGCUGGCUUGAAGCUGGCACAUCCUCAGCAAUGUCUGCUGCAAAAGUGGGGUGGGGGGAACCCUCUUCCUCUGCCUCCGAUUGGCUGGCUACAUGCUAAAGCUCAAUAUAUGUCUCCCUGCAGUCUGACUGCAAGGCUUCAGAAAAUUAGCACAGAGUACUCAAAUUGAAAUUAAUAGGGCAAGUAAACUUCUCCCAUUAAUGUCAGUAACAUGCCUUAUGACUAAUUUAAUGUGAAUGUGAGCCAGUGAAGUCAUCCACACAAUCAAAAACUGUGUUCUACCCGGGUUUGGGAGCUGUGUGUGCUCCCAAUUUUUGGUUGUGUGGAAGCAAGGUAGGAGGGAAACCUGGGUAGAAGUGACCGUGUUGAAGCAAGGCAGAAGGAGCCAGCAUAGCAUAGUGGUUGGACUAGGACUGGGAAGACCUGAGUUCGAAUCCCCAUUCCACCAUGAAACUCAUUGGGUGACUCUGGGCCAGUCAUAUAUCUCUCAGCCUAACCUACCUCACAGGGUUGUUGUGAGGAUAAAAAUAACCAUGUACUGCUCUGAGCUCCUCAGAGGAAGAGCAGGAUAUAAGUGUAAAAAUAAAUAAAAGCUACCCAGGUUUUCCUUGCUACCUUGCUUCCACACAACCAAAAAUUGGGAGCGCACACACCUCCCAAAUCUGGGUAGAACACAGUUUUUGAUUUUGUGAAUGACGUCACUGGCUACUACUUUCGCUGUAGUAGCUUGUCUUCCUAACGGUAACACUUAAUUUUGUGUUUUGAUGUACUAUAUGUAUGUGUAUACAGUGAGGGAAAUAAGUAUUUGAUCCCCUGCUGAUUUUGUCCGUUUCCCCCUGACACAGAAAUGACCAGGCUAUAAUUGGAAUGGUAGGUUUAGUGUAGCUGUGAGAGACAGAAUAACAACAAACAAACCCUCAAAAGCCCAGUGCCCAAAAGUCAAAAGUCUUCUACCAAAGACAACCACAGGGCUCUGUGGGCGCCAGAAGUCGACACCGACUCGAUGGCACACUUUUCCUUACUCAUGAAUAACUUAGUCUGGAUGUAAGCCAGUGACUGGAAUAACUUGUCUCAUAAUUGUAACAUAUAAAUGGUGUGUGCGCGUUCAUACAUAUACACACAUACACACAUGCACAAAUGCACAUAAACCCAAUCUCUAUGUGGUACAUGGGUUGAAGGUUUGCAACAAAAAGGGUACACUUUUUUAAAAAAGGAUGGAAACCCCUGCUUGACAGGAAACCAUUGGGUGCAAGUGCAAAUGUGUAUUAAUUAAAACAUCACAUCAACACAUUUGAGGUGUGAUUUCUGGUAUUUGCUUGCUUGCAGUUGCAUGCAGCUUGCUGUGCAGGAAAGAGGAGAGCUGUCUGUCCCCAAAUCCCGCCUUAUACACAACUGUUAAAGAAACAGGAGCCCUAUUACAUGCUUGCUUAUAUGCAGCCUGAUGCUAUCCAUGUUUGUCUGGGCGCUUUCCAGAUUACACGCUACAACUGUGUCACUACGUGUCGGUUAAAUAUGCUUCUGUACUGCCUGCGUUUCAACAUCGUCGUCCCUUGCACUGUCAGCAAGGUUCCAUUCACGAUGCCUUCUUUUGGGUUUUAUUUUUGUGUCACAGUGCUACAACAUUGGAGGGGGGAAAGCAAGCUGUAUUUUCCCAUUGUAGGAGGUUCCUGCAAACUAGAAAAGACUAAUCCCCUUAUUUUGCGCAACAUCCUUUAUUUACGCUUUCAAGGCGAUCCUGCCGAGCCAAAUAAACUACCGCUGUUGUAGCGUGUAAUCUGGAAAGCACCUUGGAAGUCCUACUGCCUUUAAUAGAACUUACUUCCAUGUUCAGUUUGCCUAGGAUUGCCUACUAGCCCAUUUUCAUUUGGGAAAGGAGCAUUCCUGCACAUGGAGACUUUUAAAUGCUCAGGACAGCUCUGGCACAUGCUUCCGCUGUGGCGCUGAAUGAGUCACUCUGCCUCAGUUUCCCCUUUUUGUCAACCAGGGAUAAGAUACUUGCCUGCCUCAACAGCGGUAUUCAGGGAUCUCUUUUUUUCCUUCCUAAUAUCUACUGCAGCUUUUGAAGUCUAAGGGCAAAGUAUUAGCUGAAAUUGAAGCAGACGGGCUGACAGUUCUAUACUGUAAUUACAGAUUGCCUUAUUCUCAUAUUGUGGUUAUUGAAAUGAAACACUCCACCUUCUGCUUAUGGAAGCAUUUUUUCCAUGGACCCGUUGGAAUAAAACACCCCCCCUCCCCA